Messenger RNA from Melospiza georgiana, 457 nucleotides. Its product is annotated as feather keratin 1-like. The coding region runs from base 1 to 381 and encodes 126 amino acids. The record is from RefSeq and is a predicted model, not a curated record. Gene Ontology annotation, molecular function: structural constituent of cytoskeleton. Gene Ontology annotation, cellular component: intermediate filament. Lineage: Eukaryota; Metazoa; Chordata; Aves; Passeriformes; Passerellidae. The transcript has 3 exons.
AUGGCUUGGGGCUGCAGGUACUCUCACAUCCACUCCUCUUCUCUCCAUCUCAUUGAGAACAAGGUGCACCUGCAGCCCCAAGCCAUGUCCUGCUACCCCCGGUGCCAGCCCUGCCAGCCCUGUGGGCCCACCCCGCUGGGCAGCAGCUGCAAUGAGCCCUGUGUCAGGCAGUGCCAGGACUCCACCGUCUUCAUCCAGCCCUCGCCCGUGGUGGUGACCCUGCCCGGGCCCAUCCUCAGCUCCUUCCCCCAGAACACCGCCGUGGGAUCCUCCAGCUCUGCUGCUGUUGGCAGCAUCCUCAGCUCUCAGGGAGUGCCCAUCAGCUCUGGGGGCUUUGGCCUCUCUGGCCUGGGCAGUGGCAUCUGUGGCCUCCCCUGCUGAAGCUGCUCCACCUGAAGUCUCCACCUGGAUCCCCCUCUCCUCCCUGUUUUGACUCAUUAAAUUCUGCUGCAUCCCA